This is a messenger RNA of Dracunculus medinensis (Guinea worm), 1329 nucleotides long. Lineage: Eukaryota; Metazoa; Nematoda; Chromadorea; Rhabditida; Dracunculidae. The record is from the annotation of a GenBank genome assembly.
AACAAUAGUGAUAAAGUAAUAAGUCGUCAAGCGACUAUCAACAUUGGUACUAUUGGGCACGUAGCUCAUGGAAAAUCGACACUUGUAAAAGCAGUUUCUGGUGUUCAUACUGUGAAAUUCAAAAAUGAACUUGAGCGUAAUAUAACUAUUAAAUUAGGAUAUGCAAAUGCAAAAAUCUAUAGGUGUUCGAACGAAGAAUGUCCUCGACCUGGAUGUUAUAGGUCGGCUGGUUCAAGUACACCUGAUAAAUUUCCUUGCCAAAGACCUGGUUGUGGUGGUGAAUUUAAAUGUGUUCGCCAUGUAUCUUUUGUCGAUUGUCCUGGCCAUGAUAUUCUUAUGGCAACUAUGCUUAAUGGUGCUGCAGUGAUGGACGCAGCUUUAUUGCUUGUUGCUGGCAAUGAAUCGUGCCCACAGCCGCAAACUUCCGAGCAUCUUGCUGCCGUAGAAAUAAUGCAGUUGAAGAAUCUUUUAAUUCUUCAAAAUAAGAUCGAUAUUAUUAAGGAAAGUCAAGCAAGGGAACAAUACGAUCAAAUCAAGAGUUUUGUUCAAGGAACUGUGGCUGAUGGUGCACCAAUCAUUCCAAUUUCUGCACAGCUCAAAUAUAAUAUUGAUGUCGUUUGCGAAUAUAUUUGUAAAAAGGUGCCUGUACCAAUUAGAGAUUUUACUUCUCCAGCUCGACUUAUUGUGAUUCGUUCUUUCGAUGUGAAUAAGCCAGGUUCUGAAGUUGAAAAUCUGAAAGGAGGUGUUGCUGGUGGUUCAAUACUUAGAGGUACAUUAAGGAUUGGGCAGGAAAUAGAAGUUCGACCUGGUAUCGUUUCAAAAUCGUCUGAUGGACGUGUGCAGUGCAGACCAAUUUUUUCUCGCAUCGUCUCAUUAUUCGCGGAACAGAAUCAAUUGGAAUAUGGAGUUCCUGGAGGUUUAAUUGGAGUUGGAACAAAAAUCGAUCCAACAUUAUGUCGCGGUGAUAGACUCGUUGGUCAUAUUUUGGGUGCAGUUGGUACUUUGCCAGAUAUUUUCACUGAAAUCGAAAUUGCUUAUUAUUUAUUACGUAGAUUACUUGGAGUACGUACUGAAGGCGGGAAGAAGGCAGCAAAAGUACAGAAAUUAGGCAAAGGAGAAAUUUUGAUGGUGAAUAUUGGAUCGCUAUCAACAGGUGGACGUGUAAUUGCUGUAAAAGGUGAUGCAGCGAAAAUCUCACUAACUGAUCCAAUAUGUACUGAAGUUAAUGAAAAAAUAGCCCUCUCUCGACGGAUAGAAAAACAUUGGCGUUUAAUCGGUUGGGGAACGAUUCGACGAGGAGUUACAAUCAAACCAACUUUGUCAACUUAA